CAAUAUUCAUUUCAACAUGUUCAAAACUGUGUUUUCUGUGAGUGCCGUAUUAGCGGUUGCUUCCGCUGGACUUCUCCCGGCUGCUCACUACAGCCCCGCUUCUGCCGUCUCAUCCCAGAGCAUUGUUCGUCACGAGCAGCCCAUCGCCGUAGCUGCACCAGUCGCCUACCAAUCAGCCCCCGUCUCCUACCAAUCCGCCCCCAUCUCCUACCAAGCCGGCCCCGCCCGCUACUCGUCCGCCGCCGCCGUCUCCUCUCAGAACAUCGUCCGCCAUGCCCAGCCCCUCGCCGCUGCUGUAGCGUACCACGCAGCGCCCAUCGCCUCUGUGUCGUACGGCGCCGCCUCCUCCUCUCAGAACAUCGUUCGUCACGGCAGCUCAGCCGCAGUGCUCGCCGCGCCCGUCCAUUACGCCGCCCCCGCGCCGGUCGCCAUCGCUCACGCCGCCCCCGCCCAGGUCCACACCGUCGUCGAGGAGUACGAUGCGCACCCCAAAUACGACUUCGCCUACUCCGUAGCGGACGGCCACUCCGGUGACAACAAGUCUCAGCACGAGAGCCGCGACGGCGACGUCGUGCACGGAGAGUACUCGCUGCUGGAGGCUGACGGUUCCGUGCGCACAGUCCAGUACACCGCUGACCCGCACAACGGAUUCAACGCCGUCGUCAGCAACUCCGCUCCCGCUCAUCAAGCCGCCCCCGCUCACGGCCCCGUCUAUGCUGCUCGUCAUUAAAUCUCUAGUUAGACCAAAAUAUGUUCUCAUCUUAUUUAAUUUAGUAGCAGUGAAUCCUAUUUAUUAUAAAUAAAAGCAGUAAACUUUA
This is a messenger RNA of Leptidea sinapis, 818 nucleotides long. RefSeq names its product cuticle protein 18.6-like. The record is from RefSeq and is a predicted model, not a curated record. The transcript has 3 exons. NCBI's taxonomy places the organism in Eukaryota, Metazoa, Arthropoda, Insecta, Lepidoptera, Pieridae. Gene Ontology annotation, cellular component: extracellular matrix. Bases 17 to 730 code for a protein of 237 amino acids.